Sorex fumeus (smoky shrew) is the source of this 1752-nucleotide messenger RNA. RefSeq names its product leucine rich repeat containing 15 (gene LRRC15). The record is from RefSeq and is a predicted model, not a curated record. Bases 13 to 1752 code for a protein of 579 amino acids. Gene Ontology annotation, molecular function: protein binding. Lineage: Eukaryota; Metazoa; Chordata; Mammalia; Eulipotyphla; Soricidae. The transcript has a single exon. Gene Ontology annotation, cellular component: extracellular matrix.
UCUGCAGAGGCCAUGCCGCUGAAACAUUAUCUCCUCCUGCUGGUGGGCACCCAUGCCUGGGGCAUCGGGCUGGCCUACUACGGCUGCCCGAGCGAGUGCACGUGCUCCCGCUCCUCCCAGGUGGAGUGCACGGGGGCUCGCAUUGUGGCGGUGCCCUCCCCUCUGCCCUGGAACGCCAUGAGCCUGCAGAUCCUCAACACGCACAUCAAGGAGCUCAGCGACUCCCCUUUCCUCAACAUCUCUGACCUCAUCGCCCUGAGGAUCGAGAAGAACGAGCUGUCGAACAUCAUGCCGGGCGCCUUCCGCAGCCUGGGCUCCCUGCGCUACCUCAGCCUCGCCAACAACAAGCUGCAGGUGCUGCCCGUUGGCCUCUUCCAGGGCCUGGACAACCUGGAGUCCCUGCUGCUGUCCAGCAACCAGCUGGUGCAGAUCCAGCCGGCGCACUUUGCCCAGUGUGGCAACCUCAAGGAGCUGCAGCUGCACGGGAACCACCUGGAGUACGUGCCCGACGGUGUCUUCGACCACCUGGUGGGCCUCACCAAGCUCAACCUGGGCAAGAACAGCCUGACCCACUUGUCUCCCCGCAUCUUCCAGCGCCUGGGGAACCUCCAGGUGCUGCGGCUGUAUGAGAACCGGCUCUCCGACAUCCCCAUGGGCACGUUCGAUGGGCUGACCAACCUGGAGGAGCUGGCCUUGCAGCAGAACCAGAUCGGCGCUCUCUCCCCGGGCCUCUUCCACAACAACCGGAACCUGCAGCGGCUCUACCUGUCCAACAACCAGAUCUCGCAGCUGCCCGGCGGCAUCUUCAUGCAGCUGCCCCAGCUCAACCGCCUGACGCUCUUCGGGAACUCCCUGAAGGAGCUGUCUCCGGGCAUCUUCGGGCCCAUGCACAACCUGCGGGAGCUCUGGCUCUACGACAACCACCUCACCUCGCUGCCCGACAACGUCUUCCGCAACCUGCCGCAGCUGCAGGUGCUGAUCCUCAGCCGCAACCAGCUCAACCACAUCUCGCCGGGCGCCUUCAAUGGGCUGGGCGAGCUGCGGGAGCUGUCCCUGCACACCAACGCCCUGCAGGACCUGGACCCCGGCGUCUUCCGCAUGCUGGCCAACCUCCAGAACAUCUCGCUGCAGAACAACCGCCUCCGGCAGCUCCCGGGGGGCCUCUUUGCCAAUGUCAAUGGCCUCAUGACCAUCCAGCUCCAGAACAACCAGCUGGAGAACCUGCCGGUGGGCAUCUUCGACCACCUGGGCAACCUGUGUGAGCUGCGGCUCUACGACAACCCCUGGCGCUGCGACUCCGACAUCGUCCCGCUCCGCUCCUGGCUGCUGCUUAACCAGCGCAGGCUGGGCACCGACACCCUGCCCGUCUGCUUCAGCCCGGCCGACGUCCGUGGGCAGUCCAUCAUCAUCAUCAACGUGAACACCCCCAGCGCCCAGGGCCCCCAGGGCUCCGUCUACCCGGAAACGCCGAGUUACCCGGACACCUCUAGCUACACCGACACCACCUCCAUCUCCUCCACCACCGACUAUACCAGCACGACGGAGGACUAUACCGACCUGACCACCAUCCAGGUCACUGAUGCGCGGGACACCGGGGGCAUGACCCAGGCCCAGAGCGGGCUGGCCAUCGCGGCCAUCGUCAUCGGCCUCAUCGCCCUGGCCUGCUCGCUGGCUGCCUGCAUCUGCUGCUGCUGCUGCAAGCAGAGGAGCCAAGCGGUCAUGAUGCAGAUGAAGGCGCCCAAUGAGUGUUAG